UUUUCUCUGCUAUAGGUCUAGCCCUGCCUCUUUCUCUCUUUCUGCCCCGGAUGUCCGUGGUUCACACGUGUUUUGGGAGAGAAGUUGCGCUUUAAUAAUAUAAGAACGAUGGAGACGGAGAGCGCAGCCGGGUCCGCCGAGGCCUUCACCAGCGUCAGGUCCAAGAGGGGCAAGAAGAGGCGGGCGGCCGAGGAAGGGGCCAUGGACACCGGGGAGCAGCCCAGCAAGAGGCCGGACUUCCCACCCAUCUCUGGGGAGCUGCUCAUGGGAGACAAAGACGAAAUGAGGAAGAUCCCGGUCCCAUCUCAUAGAUACACCCCUCUGAAAGAAAACUGGAUGAAAAUCUUUACUCCUAUAGUGGAACACUUACAGCUUCAAGUCCGGUUCAACCUAAAGACAAGAAACGUUGAGAUAAGGACCUGUAAAGAGACUACAGAUGUCGGCGCACUCACUAAAGCUGGAGACUUUGUGAAGGCCUUUAUCCUGGGUUUCCAGGUGGAGGAUGCACUGGCUUUAAUCCGACUCGAUGAUCUCUUCUUAGAAUCCUUUGAAGUUACAGAUGUGAAGCCCUUAAAAGGAGACCAUCUUUCUCGUGCUAUCGGCAGAAUAGCUGGAAAAGGAGGAAAGACAAAGUUCACCAUUGAAAACGUUACAAGGACAAGGAUAGUACUUGCUGACUCAAAAAUACACAUAUUGGGAUCAUUUCAAAACAUCAAGAUGGCGCGAACGGCGAUUUGUAACCUCAUCCUUGGAAGUCCGCCAUCAAAAGUAUAUGGAAAUAUACGUGCUGUGGCAAGCAGGUCGGCAGAACGAUUUUAACUCUAGUGAAGAUUAUGGCGGGUAUACAGCAGAUGCCUGUACCCCAUGGAUGUCCCUUAUAGUUCUGGCUCCUCUGAUCUGGCCUUAGGAUGUUCCCUGGUGACAUAUGAAGACUUGUGCAUUUAUCCAGGUUUUAGAAUCCGUAUGGGAAAGGUAUAAAACAGAAUGAAAUGGACAAGCUGUAAUACUGGGAUGGCAGCUUUAUAUCUGAAGGGUGGACAUCCCAGGUUUUCAUGGAUACCAAAGUCUACUUUAUUGGCAGCGGAUCGCUCAAGAAUCAUGCCUGCCCGACAAUAUGCCGGUGCCCGGUGUCAUCUAACCUCAACAGCUCAAUAUCUGAAAAACAUACCAAAAAAAUUUUGUAAAUGAAUCGAAGCCGCGACAACAAAUCUGUAUUUUGUUGAAACUGAAUUGCAAUAAAUUAUUUCCGGGUUUCUUCACUAUAAA
Hyla sarda is the source of this 1266-nucleotide messenger RNA. RefSeq names its product partner of NOB1 homolog (gene PNO1). Gene Ontology annotation, cellular component: nucleolus. Lineage: Eukaryota; Metazoa; Chordata; Amphibia; Anura; Hylidae. Bases 109 to 819 code for a protein of 236 amino acids. Gene Ontology annotation, molecular function: RNA binding. The record is from RefSeq and is a predicted model, not a curated record. The transcript has 7 exons.